Messenger RNA from Uranotaenia lowii, 643 nucleotides. RefSeq lists its product as uncharacterized. The record is from RefSeq and is a predicted model, not a curated record. The transcript is spliced from 3 exons. The coding region runs from base 87 to 581 and encodes 164 amino acids. Lineage: Eukaryota; Metazoa; Arthropoda; Insecta; Diptera; Culicidae.
UCAGAUCAUUCGAUGCGCUAUAAAAACCAACGUUGCAUUUAUAGUGCGCACCAAACCACGAUCUGCCUUGCAAAAAGUGUUUCACUAUGGCGAAAGUAUCUCUUUUUCUUCUGCUGGCCCUCGGGGUGAUCCUUUUGUCGGAUCCCACGGAAGCCAUCAUGGAUAAAAUAGUGGACAAGUUUACGAAUGCUUUUGCUGGGGCCGCUGAAAUGAUCGGUGGACCGGGAGCCGGAGAGAAAGUGAAACAGGUUGGCGAUCUCAUCAAGGGGGUCAUCGGUGGUGGUCGCAAGCGAGAAAAACGAGCCAUCCAUUCCAUCGUCAGUAUAACCAAAGCCAACAAAACCGACUAUCAGAAGGUUGAAAUGCACCGCAGCAUUGAUUCGGUUCAUGGAAAAGCCGGAAAACUGGAAAUGCAAAAACCUGAAUCCACCUGUUUGAUCAAGGAGAACGAGGUUUACUUCCUGGAAGAGAUGUCAAAACUGAUGACCAUUGUCCUGAAAGAGAUUUCAAACACAAUUCGGGGAAAACCGAUGAAAGUCGAGAUGAACUCCGAUGCCUACAAUCAAAACAGAAUUCACUAGAAGUAAAGUGGUAUCAAGGCUAACGAUGGUUUGGGCAAAUAAAUGACACUGUUAAGUACGAA